AUGUAUUCUAGAGCUGUAUUUCUGGCUAUCAAUGUUUUAGUAGCUGGGGCUGCUAAAUUUAGCAAUUCGAACUUCAAUAGCAUCUCAACUGGCUCCCCUUUCGCUAUCACUUGGGUCGAUGCUUCAGGGCCGGUCACACUCAAAUUGAAGAAUGGCCCCUCAACCGCAUUGAAGGAUGCCAGCACUAUCGGAUCCGGCUUAAUAGGAUCCAGCUUCUCCUGGACUCCCGCAGGGUCUUUCCCAGAGGGACCCUACGCAUUCGAGAUCAUCGACUCCACAGGGCCAAACUAUAGCGUUCAGUUUGAAAUCAGCGACAGCUCUGACUUUACUGACGUGUCAACUGGAGCAACAGCUUCCUCCACCUUGUCGUCAUCACCAGCGUCGUCUGGGUUAUUUGUUCUAAGUUCCACAGUUUUGACCACAUCGUUUCCGGUGUCAGCUAUUCCAACUCCCGCGACCUUAACCACAUCGUAUCCGCCUUCAACUCUGGCAUCUGGAGUACCCUCCGACCCCACUAGUUCUGCAACUUCGGCCCCUUCACCCCAUAAAAACCCCACUAUAAGCAGUGCACAGAGUACCUCUGUUACCUCUACUUCUACGCUCAUCAAUACUAGCUCUACUACUAGUGCUACCAAAUCCGCCGCGCUUGGGCGUAAUAAUGCUGCCCAUGCUUUCCCUUUUUUGACUCUGGUCCUGGGUGUUGUUACUUGCCUUAUCUACUCGAGCUAA
Messenger RNA from Venustampulla echinocandica, 729 nucleotides. RefSeq lists its product as uncharacterized. The transcript is spliced from 3 exons. Bases 1 to 729 code for a protein of 242 amino acids. The record is from RefSeq and is a predicted model, not a curated record. Lineage: Eukaryota; Fungi; Ascomycota; Leotiomycetes; Helotiales; Pleuroascaceae.